AUGUCGAUAGUCGCCCUUUCUGACGACACCUCGCAGUCGCAUAUCGAAAUCGAGGACCUGCACCGCCUGGCGGCAAGCCUCAACUUCAAGAUCACCAGCGAUAAAGAUGCCGAUGUAUACCUGCUUAUGCUCCGCUCCUUCGAGUCGGAUGUCCUCGGUGGGCAGCCCCGUGAAUACUAUAAACCCGAGCCUAACGAUAACCCUAUGAACGUAUGGAGCUACUGCUGUAACCUCGCUGCGGCACGGCCCAUAAGCGACGUCCUUAAAGGCCGUAGCGUUAUGAUUAAGGACAGCAUUUCUGUCGGCGGACUGCUGACCACGCUCGGUACGCACCUAGAGAUUCUGAGUAAGGAUGAGAAGCUGCCCUUGUCGCCCAUCGACGUAACCGUAGUGUCGCGGCUCCUGACAGCAGGCGCGGUGAUCAAGAGCACCUCGACGUGUGAGAACUUCUAUGCGUCGCCGUUGUUAUGGACGUCAGCCUCUAGGCCGGUGUACCACCCUCUACUCCACGGGCAUACCGCGGGCGGGAGCAGCAGCGGCUCCUGCGCUCUCGUCGCUGCUAACGCUCUCGUCGUCGCGGGCCGGGACAGCAACGACAGCUAUACGAGCUUCGGCCCGACGGUCGAGCUCGCCAUCGGCACCGACUAG
Molecule: messenger RNA, 648 nt
Organism: Microdochium trichocladiopsis
Lineage: Eukaryota; Fungi; Ascomycota; Sordariomycetes; Xylariales; Microdochiaceae
Product: amidase signature domain-containing protein
Exons: 3
Coding region: 1-648 (215 amino acids)
Molecular function (GO): catalytic activity
Source: RefSeq, a predicted model, not a curated record